Messenger RNA from Aspergillus pseudotamarii, 858 nucleotides. RefSeq names its product RTA1 domain-containing protein. Bases 1 to 858 code for a protein of 285 amino acids. Gene Ontology annotation, cellular component: membrane. The record is from RefSeq and is a predicted model, not a curated record. NCBI's taxonomy places the organism in Eukaryota, Fungi, Ascomycota, Eurotiomycetes, Eurotiales, Aspergillaceae. The transcript has 3 exons.
AUGGGAUACCAAUAUUACCAUUAUGAUCCAUCAGCAGGCGCGGCAAUUAGCUUUGCUGCUGUCUUUGGCCUAACGACGGUUAUACACAUUUGGCAGAUGAUUCGGACAAGGACAUGGUACUUGACACCAUUUGUCAUUGGUGGCAUAUUUGAGGCUAUCGGCUACCUAUGCAGGUAUAUCAGUGCGACCGAAACACCGAACUGGACGAUGAAACCAUACAUUGGACAGAGCCUACUAUUGCUCCUAGCGCCAGCCCUUUUCGCCGCAUCCGUGUACAUGAUUCUCGGGCGCAUUAUUCGAAUGCUGAAUGCCGGUUCUAUAUCCCUAAUCCGCCCAUCAUGGUUGACCAAGAUCUUCGUGACCGGCGACGUGUUAUCCUUCUUGGUGCAGAGUGGAGGAGGAGGGAUGCUGGCUCAAGCCAAGACACAAGAUUCAGUAAAGAUGGGCGAGAAUAUGAUCAUUGGUGGCCUGUUUAUCCAGAUCAUAUUCUUCGGAUUCUUCAUCGUCGUCUCGAUUGUCUUCCACCGUCGUAUGCUGUCCACGCCUAUGCAUCACAUGGUGGUCACUGAAGUCCCAUGGAACCGGUAUAUGAAGGUCCUGUAUACCGUCAGUGUUCUGGUUAUGAUCCGAUCUAUCUAUCGUGUUGCCGAGUACGUUCAAGGAAGUAGUGGAUAUUUGCAGAGCAAGGAGGCUUUCAUCUAUGUGUUUGAUGCAGCACUAAUGUUCACCUGCUGCAUCAUUCUCAAUUGGUGGCACCCUAGCAAGAUCGUUUCUGCUAGAAAGAAGGUUGAGAACGGUGGAGAUCUUGAGAUGCUGAAUAACACUCACUAUGAUAAUACUCAGUAUGGACGUUACUGA